Molecule: messenger RNA, 3975 nt
Organism: Leptopilina heterotoma
Lineage: Eukaryota; Metazoa; Arthropoda; Insecta; Hymenoptera; Figitidae
Gene: Orp8
Product: oxysterol-binding protein-related protein 8
Exons: 18
Coding region: 537-3272 (911 amino acids)
Cellular component (GO): intracellular membrane-bounded organelle; cytosol; membrane
Molecular function (GO): cholesterol binding
Source: RefSeq, a predicted model, not a curated record
CGCACAAAAAUGCGUAUAAACGAGGAGAGACUUUAUAUCAAGAAGACUACUUUAUAUACUAUUUACACAGACACAAAUAUACAAUUGUGAACGAUGUUAAAAAGCCGAGUGGAGAGAAAAUAAGAACGUAGUGAAAAAUCUACAGCAUGCUUCUUCCAUGUUUUUGACACAUUCGUAAUAAUAAAUUUUCCGAUAAACAAAGUGCGACAAAUUGCGUUCCUUUUUUCGAAUAAAGAAAACUUCAAAAACUCAAAGACUUGUUUCGAAAAAGUGAAUCGGUUUCAUUUAAAAAGAAAAUAACUAUGUAUAUAAACCGCAAAUAGUGUUUUUUUUUCAUAUUCUGACUCAGCUUUUAUAUUUUUUUCUCUUUCUUUUUUUCAAAAAAAAUAUUAACAAAACCUGUUUUUUCCUGACAUUUUGUGUUCUGUGAAGGAUUUGUUUUUUAUCAAAAAAUUACUCGAGAAUUCUGUUUUAGUGACGAAAGGAAAGAAAAAAAAACAAAACAAGAAAAGAAAAGGAAGAAAAAAUAAAUAAAAAUGAAUUCGACACCAAUUAUGGUUCCUGGUGGUGAUCGUCGAUCACAUUCGGAUUUACAUUCAUCAUCUUCUGUUGGCACAUCGACGGAAACAUUUAAAACAAUGACCCCACCAAAUGUAACUCGAUCACUUAGCAGUGCACCAGCAGAUGAUCGACACUAUCGACGAAGUAGCGUACAAGUUCAUCAUCCCUCAUCGCUAUCGAAACUUCCAUCGUCCGAAUCUCUUGCCGCAACAAUGCACGUCACCGAAGGUCCACCUCUAUCCCCAGGACUCUCGGCCACUGGGGAAUGCAUUAAACCUGAUAACACGUCCGAGAAGUCGGGGGAGACGUGCAAAUUAACAAGAAAGGAAUCCUACAAGGCACAACGUAAAAAUUAUCGAAUAGAGAAGAAACGUGUGGCAAAUGAACUGUUGAGUUCAUUAAAAGAUCCAACAGUUGUUGUUAUGAGCGAUUGGCUGAAAAUUCGAGGAACAUUAAAAAGUUGGACAAAAUUGUGGUGUAUUCUCAAACCUGGAUUGCUGCUUUUGUACAAGAGUCCAAAAGUAAAAAGUAGUCAUUGGGUUGGAACGAUAUUGUUGAAUACGUGUCAAGUGAUAGAAAGGCCGAGCAAGAAGGAUGGAUUUUGUUUUAAAUUAUUUCACCCAUUGGAACAAUCGAUUUGGACACCACGAGGACCCCAGAAUGAAGCCAUCGGCGCUGUCGUUCAACCUUUGCCAACAUCGUAUUUAAUAUUCAGAGCUCCAUCGCAAGCUGCAGGUAAAUGCUGGCUUGACGCUCUUGAAUUGUCGCUUCGCUGUUCAUCUUUGAUUGUCCGUUCAACGAGUGCAAUUCCUCGUUCUCCUCAACAUGAUUCGACAACCACCCACGAGACUCAAUGGAGUGAAGCGGAUUACGAGAAACAUUUCAAUGAACACGAGUACGCGACCCGUCAAGUAGUAACGCUAGAUCCUGUAUACACCUCGCACACAGACCUGGACGAUAUCAGCCAACCGGAGAAUGGAGUUGUCGCCGAUGUCGAGAUCAGCGCCAGUGAGAGCGAGUCGGAGGGUUCGGUCAAAGAGGAGGAGGAGGAACAGAUCAAAGAGACGCCCUAUGUCGCCAACGAGAAUGAAGUUCUUGGAUCGGCUGGAGAAGUUGUUGCCGAAUUACAGGACGAGCAAAAAUCAUUAAUUUGGUUCUUAAUGAAACAAGUUCGACCUGGAAUGGAUUUGUCAAAAGUUGUUCUUCCAACGUUCAUCCUCGAGCCACGUUCGUUUUUAGAGAAACUCGCCGAUUCUUAUUAUCAUGCCGAUAUUUUAUCACAAGCAGUUUUGGAAGAUGAUGCUUUCACUCGAAUGAAAUUGGUGGUGAAAUGGUAUUUGUCUGGAUUUUAUAAAAAACCACAAGGACUAAAGAAACCGUACAAUCCACUUCUUGGCGAAACAUUUCGCUGCUACUGGCAACAUUCAAAUGGUUCACGUACAUUUUAUUUAGCCGAACAGUUGUCACAUCAUCCUCCAAUUUCUGGUUUUUACGUGACUAACCGACAAGAUGGAUUUACAAUCAGCGCAUCAAUUAUAGCAAAAUCGAAAUUUUACGGUAAUUCGACGUCGGCAGUUUUGGACGGAACUGCAAUUUUAACAAUGUUACCGCGAGGAGAAGAUUAUACAAUGACGAUUCCUUAUGCACAUUGCAAGGGAAUUCUUAUGGGUACAUUGUCAAUGGAACUUGGAGGAAAAAUUAAUAUCGUUUGCGAAAAAACCGGUUAUCACACGGAAUUAGAAUUUAAAUUAAAGCCAUUUUUAGGAGGUUCCGAUCAAUUGAAUCAAGUCGUUGGAAGAAUACGACUCGGUAAGGAGACUCUCGCCAAUAUUAGUGGUUAUUGGGAUGGACAAAUUAUGAUUACCGAUAAACGAUCUGGGCAAGAGAAUUUGUUUUUUAAUCCAACGCCGGAAGUUCGAUGGAAUCGUUUAAAGAAAUUUACUGUUCCUUUGGAAAAUCAAGGCUCAUGGGAAAGUGAAAGACUUUGGUUGGCCGUCACACACGCCAUCAAUAAUGAUGAUCAAGUGGCAGCGACAGAAGCUAAAACGCAAUUGGAAGAAGCCCAAAGAGAACGCGCAAAGGAGAGAAAAGUAAAAUGCGAGGAGUGGAUACCCAAAUAUUUUGUACAGGAUAUAAUUACGGGACAAUGGGUUUAUCGUAAUGCAGAUACUCGUCCUUGGGAUCCUAGAAAUGAUUUAGUGCAAUAUGAACAGGAUUAUAUUAUUCGCACAAAAACUAGACACAAGACACCAAUUAUGCGUACCGGUAGUAUUGUCUCCAUUGAUCCACAAACACAGAUGCCUUUACUUCAGGCCGAAUCACGUUCAUCACUCUCCGUCCUGAAAUCGUCGAAGCGCCAACUCUCCAGCAAUAUUCCUAUUACGGAAACGGCACACGAUUCCGGAAGUUCAUCGGCGGAAGCUCAUUCCGAUUCGAGUCAAUCAAUUGGCAAACGGAGACGAUCUGCAAUUCGACUCGCAGGCAUGGUGAAGGGAAUGGAGGAUAGAUUAACGGAGCACAGUGAGAAACUAAACCAAAUUCAACGACUAAUCGAACAACUUGCAAUAAGACAAAGAGGUUUAAGAGACAACCAGAAUAAUAUUAACAUGUUGAAAAAUUUUAUAGAUACAUUUAUUGUUAUUGUCGUCGUCUUCUUUGUACAAUAUUUUAUUAAGGUCUGGAACGGAUCUGCUGAAACCAAAGGAAUGUGAUCUGCUUAAAAAAUAGCGAAACUCGUAUAUAUAUAAAAAUAAAUAUAGGUAAAAAAAAAUUCUUAAAAUUCUGAUCAAAUUCAGAAUAUGUGAGACAACCAUCGAAUUGAAAAAUUAAGAUUUUUUCAUGAAAAAUCGUAAGAAAAAUAUAAUUGUAAUAGAAAAACAUUUGCUUGCCGUACGAGAUAGUCAAAAAUAAUAAUGAAUUAAAAAAAAGUGCUGAAGUGAUUACGCCCGGAGCAAAAAAAAAAAAACGUUUCUCACUAACGCACAAAUUAUAUUAAAAAAAAGAACAUUGCAAAAAUCGAAAUCAUAAUAAUGGGUCUUUUAAUUUAACGGUCUAAAGAUUUUUUUCUUUGGUUAGAAAAAAACAGCUAUUGAGAGAAAUUUAUUUUUUAUCACUCGCUCUUAAAUAGUUAUUAAAAAUAUGCAUUAUCUAGGAAAAGAAGAAUAGUCCGAAAUUGAAAAAGUUUAAUGAAAAGUUAAUUAAAUUGAUUAAUAAUAUUAAUAAGAGAAUUCAAUUUAAGUCGAUAUUUUUCAGCCAAUAAUUCAAAUUCAACGCAGUUGAUGUAUAAAAUUUUUAAAAAUCAAUUAUUAAUAACAUUGAUUUUAUUCUUUCAUCGAAAUAUCGAAAAACUAAAUUGAUUUUUAAUUCCAAAAAUUUAUAUUUUAUUUUUUCUUCAGUAAUCGAAUUUUUUUUAAA